UUCUUCAUUUAUUGCUGUUUCUGCAAAUCAAUCCAUCGUUCAUCCUUGCUUUGCAACAUGAUGAAGCAACUACAGAGUCCCAUCUUCUCUAGUAUUGCUGGGUUUCUCUUUCUACUUCUGAUUUUGCAGUUAAGACCCACCAUGUCCCAAGAAGUUGAGGAUGAGAGAGAGUUUGAUUAUUUGGUAGGGAGUAGUAAAGGACCAGAGCACUGGGGAGAGCUUCAUGAAGAAUGGGCAGCUUGUAAUAAUGGAGAUAUGCAAUCUCCCAUUGACUUGUUGCAUCAAAGGGUGGAAGUGGUUCCUGAAUUGGGGAAGAUAAAGAGAGAUUACAAGACUGCCAAUGCAACCCUCAAGAAUAGGGGCCACGAUAUAAUGCUUCAAUGGGAAGGUGACGCCGGAUCAAUCCACAUCAAUGGUACUGAUUAUAAGCUCAAACAGUGUCACUGGCACUCUCCUUCCGAGCACACCAUUGAUGGCAAUAGGUUUGCUAUGGAGGUGCAUAUGUUUCAUGAAAGCUCAAAUCUCAGCUUCGCAGUGAUUGGAGUCCUUUACAAGAUUGGGCGACCUGAUCCCUUUCUCUCUGAGUUGGAGGAGGAAAUACAGGCUCUUGCUGAUACCCAAAACGAGAUUAAUGUUGGGAUGGUUAAUCCAAAACACAUAAAGUUGGGUGGAAGGAAGUACUACAGAUAUGUGGGUUCUCUCACUACUCCUCCUUGCACCCAAGGUGUCACUUGGACUAUCAUUAAAAGGGUGAGGACCGUAUCCACAGAUCAAGUGAAGCUAUUAAGGAAGGCGGUUCAAGAUUAUGCAGAAUCGAAUGCGAGGCCAUUGCAACCACUGAAUGAUCGAAUGAUUGAGUUCUACGAGCCCAAGCAGACUUCACCAAAGCAUGAUUGACUUUUAUAAUCUAAAUUCAUUGCUCAAUUUUGAUC
Telopea speciosissima is the source of this 932-nucleotide messenger RNA. RefSeq names its product alpha carbonic anhydrase 7-like. Lineage: Eukaryota; Viridiplantae; Streptophyta; Magnoliopsida; Proteales; Proteaceae. The coding region runs from base 58 to 897 and encodes 279 amino acids. The record is from RefSeq and is a predicted model, not a curated record. The transcript is spliced from 7 exons. Gene Ontology annotation, molecular function: zinc ion binding; carbonate dehydratase activity.